CAGUUUGCAUUUAAUAGACCUUUGUAUGUACGUAUAUACGUAAACCGGAUCCACGAAUCAUGGCGCCGACCAAAAGGUUCGACUUUCGCUAUCAGACACAGCUCCGCCAUCUCCAUGUGGUCUUUUCUAGACCUACAGAGAACAAGUGUCCAGUCUCUAUGGUCCAGCUGCCACACGCUGUGAAGGCCAACCUUCCCCAGGUCACCUUACCCCGCCGGCUAUCCACAUCUUCAUUCGGAACGAUGAGGAGGUCUCGCCUGCGUAUCAUGCUGAUCGCCCUGCUGUGGUUGGUGUUCCUCUCAGCGAUCAAUUGGGUCAUCACUUCACACGUGAUGAAAAAGAACCCCAGUUCAAGUGCUCACAUUGUGAAAGGCGUGGGACCCCUUGCACCACAUAAGAUAGACCCAAAUCAAGACAGCCAGCGACCUGAUGAGGAUGACAAAAUACAGGAUCAAGGGCAAGACGAAGAGCUGGACGACAGCUUCUUGAGUGAAGAAGACGAUAACGUCGAAGAUUCUGAUCAGAAAGAACCGGAGAAACUUGAGAUAGAGGACGACCAGGGCGACCAGGAGAAGAUAGUACAGGAUCAGUCGGAGGAGCGUGGCCGAGAAGAGUUAGCAGUGGAAGGAGGAGAUUGUGAGCCCCAGACCAACUUUGUCUUCAUCAAAGUCCACAAGGCUGGGUCGACCACCGCCAUGGGCAUCUUUCUCCGCUACGGCUACGAGCACAACCUGACGUUCGUCCUGCCCCGCAGAACGCCCUCCCUGGGCUGGCCGGCUCAGCUCAACGAGGACUUCUACAUCCCCCUGAAGAACAACGCCUUCAACAUCCUCACCCACCACACAGUCUAUAACAGAGACUUAAUUGGCAAAAUAAUGCCAAAGGACAGUUUCUACCUGGCAAUUUUGCGCCACCCUAUCAACAUACUAAAAUCGGUCUUCAAUUGGUGUUCUUUAAGCCAACGCUUGUCCAUAAAGGCGGAUAACCCCGUGGCGUACUUUCUAGAAAAUAUUGACGAAUACGCUAAACAGUUAGGGAAGAUAGACUCUCCGGUAAGUCUUCGAAACUUCAUGUCUUUUGAAUUCGGCUACACGCCAACUCAAGCGCCACCUAGCGACGACGAGGUCCAAACAUUUCUUGGGACUGUCCAAAAGGAGUUUAACCUGGUCAUGAUAUUGGAACAUCUCGACGAGUCUUUGGUUCUCCUGAGGAGGUUGAUGUGUUGGGAUAUGAAGGACAUACUUUAUCUGACGAAAAAUGCCGAAUCUUACGACUACAGACGAGCUCAGAUCUCUAGUGAUGAGGUGCGAAUGCACCGACAGAUGAGCAAAAUGGACUACGCCCUGUUUGAGCAUUUUAACGCCACCUUGUGGCAAAAGAUAGCACAGCAGGGGCCAGAUUUUCGAGACGAGGUCGAGCACUUUAAGACGAUAAAUGAACAAGUUAAGACGUACUGUGUGUCUCGAGAGCUCACUGAAGCGCUCACGCUUAGCUCAACGAAAUGGUAUUCAGGGUUUUCUGUGGACAAGGAAGUUUGUAAAAACCUGUAUAAGCCACAGAAGGCAUAUGACAGGGAGUUGAAAGCCAGGCAGGAACCUUUGGUUACCGACACUUACUGGGAUACAAAAGAUGAAGUUGAAGCUCGCUGGGUUAAGCCCAAAUUGCCAUGUUAGAACGUUGACUAAUGUAAUUGUCGUUCCACUAUGAUAGGCUAUGAUAGGCUAUUCCAUUUGUACUUA
Molecule: messenger RNA, 1739 nt
Organism: Branchiostoma belcheri (Belcher's lancelet)
Lineage: Eukaryota; Metazoa; Chordata; Leptocardii; Amphioxiformes; Branchiostomatidae
Product: galactosylceramide sulfotransferase-like
Exons: 5
Coding region: 60-1673 (537 amino acids)
Biological process (GO): glycolipid biosynthetic process
Cellular component (GO): membrane
Molecular function (GO): galactosylceramide sulfotransferase activity
Source: RefSeq, a predicted model, not a curated record